Molecule: messenger RNA, 1633 nt
Organism: Octopus bimaculoides (California two-spot octopus)
Lineage: Eukaryota; Metazoa; Mollusca; Cephalopoda; Octopoda; Octopodidae
Product: adenosine receptor A2a-like
Biological process (GO): G protein-coupled receptor signaling pathway
Cellular component (GO): membrane
Molecular function (GO): G protein-coupled receptor activity
Source: RefSeq, a predicted model, not a curated record
GCAUGGAAAACACCACUUCAUACAUACUCCACUAUCGCUGUUCGUUCAAUCCAAUGUAUCGUAUGACUCAAAUAUUUGAGAUAAUGGCUUUGUUCCCCAUAGUUUUCUUCAACCUUCUCACAGUUAUUUGUAUUUUCAAGUACCCAACAUUACGAAAUUACACCAAUAUGUUUGUAGCGAGCCUUGCCUCGGGCGACAUUGCAUACGGAAUGUUAGCCUUGAUACCAGCAGUCACGGUCAAAUACUUAAAUGGUACCUCAAGAUCAGUUUGUAUUUUAAUAUUAUCAACAAAUUUCUGUUCGGCCUACUUGUCUCUCAGCAAUCUAACGUUGCUCUCCAUUGAACGGUACAUUGCAGUAGUUAUGCCAUUUAAAUAUAACAUUUACGUAACAAAGCAGACGACCAGCGCCGCCAUUUUGCUUUCUUGGUUGGGAAAUAUAUUGGUUACGGUCAUCAUAUCGUUUUUCAUGAAAUGGGAAAAUGUGACGAGCUGUGUAUUUGAAAACAUUUACCCAAAAUGGAUAAACUCGUUCAUUUUUAUUACCGGCUUUCUGUACACUGUCACAACUAUUUUCUCUUAUGGAAAGGUGAUGUGGAUAGCAAGGAAACAGUUGCGAGCGAUUGGCCCCAGUACAAAAUCAAACAGUUCAGAAGCAGACGAGAUAAACAAGGCAAAGAUGAUGAUGCUAAUUUUCGGCCUUUUUAUAUGUUGCUAUUUUCCUGCCGUGGCUUCAAAUGUCAUAGAAUAUAUGUCCACAUCACAAAACAAAGAUACCGUCCUCAACUGUCUCGCAGCUUUCCUCAUUAAGAUCAACUAUUUCAUUAAUUUUUUCAUCUAUAAUAUCUGCAGUAAACAGUUCCGAAAGGCCACCAAACAUUUCUUGUGUUGCGACAAACUAAGCCUUUCCGCCAACCAACAUUGAUAUCUUUUGUUUUUUGCACUGAAAUCAAACAACUGGAUGACUCGGAUUACAGACAUGGCCAUACUAGGUUCUUCACGUGCAAGACAGAAGGGUUUUAAACUACAGGAAACUGUUUACACGGAAAUUACAUGCCAGUUUACACCGAAAUUACAUGCCAGUCUCUUGUAGCAGCGAAUCCUAAACUUAUUUUAUCUGGUAACUCUUUUAUAAAUUUUCCUAACAUCGUGUACGCCAUAGCUAUAGUUUAUUGACAAUUCACUCGCUACCCUCAUUUUAAUAGUACGUUAAUUGUCGCAAAAAAUUAUUUUUAAGUUUGCAUUUGAAAACGUAUGAAAAUAUAACUUUGAAAUUAUGGAAGACAUUUAUGUAUCAAGUGAUUCUUUAUCUUGCAAAACACCAGAAUUUCUUCUCACGACAUCCACAUCGAGGAACACUACCCAACAUUGCCUCGUGCAUCACUGUACACUUUGGGAGAACAUAUACACCACAGAAUCUACGAAACUAGCAUUAUCUGUCUAUGACUCGGAAAGGACGCUGAACUUGGAAAAGGAUGUAUGGUAGAAACCACUCAUAAUAAAAAGCAAUACUGGUGGAAUGUACCAGUGAAGACCUCAAUAAAAUGUAAACACAACAGGCCUGAUAUAAUGAUUUGGGAUAGAGAAGAGAAACUGUGCACAGUUGUGGAAGUUAGCUGCCCAUCUGAUGUUAAC